Messenger RNA from Habropoda laboriosa, 1974 nucleotides. RefSeq names its product serine/threonine-protein phosphatase 4 regulatory subunit 2 (gene PPP4R2r). Gene Ontology annotation, molecular function: protein phosphatase regulator activity. NCBI's taxonomy places the organism in Eukaryota, Metazoa, Arthropoda, Insecta, Hymenoptera, Apidae. The record is from RefSeq and is a predicted model, not a curated record. Gene Ontology annotation, biological process: protein dephosphorylation. The transcript has a single exon. The coding region runs from base 106 to 1974 and encodes 622 amino acids. Gene Ontology annotation, cellular component: protein phosphatase 4 complex; cytoplasm; nucleus.
UUUCUUGCAUAAAAUUUUGCUGCAAGUUUUAGCAGUACUACAAGAAGUGUCGACAGAAAUUAUUUAGUGAACAAAAGGAGGCGGAGGGGGUAGCAGGUGGAGAAGAUGGAAAAUCUGGAGGAGGUAUUACAAGCGCUUGACGAGUUUCAGAAAAUGCGUCCGAGUGAGAUACCUCGAGAACUCGAGGACUAUUUGUGUUGGGUUGCAAAAACCGGAGAUCCUGUUUAUCAGUGGCCGUUAAUUAAAACGCUGUUCAGAGAAAAACUCACUCGGGUAAUGACUGACUUUUACGAGAGUUGUCCAACUCUUGAGCUCGCACCAUGUCCAAAUGUCGAACAUUUCAAUUAUGAUACUAUGAAAAGUAAUCUCUUGGAGCGUCUGGAAUCGUUUGCGAACGCUCCAUUCACUGUUCAGCGGAUUUGCGAGCUAUUGACAGCGCCUCGUAAGGAAUAUAAUAGAGUUGACAAAUUUAUGCGAGCCAUUGAAAAGAAUAUCUUGGUUGUUUCCACUAGAGAACCUGGACCAAUAGCUAGGAGAAACGAGAAUGGAGAUGGCAUGGUCAAUGGAUCUGUAGAUGAAGACACAUCUGUAACACAGCCUCCUCAGGAUGUAGAAAUGGAAUAUUGGGAAAAAGACUGUCCUUCUACAGUUACAAUUAGCGUGCAUACAGUUGAAAGUGAAACACCUUUGUUACAUACUGUUGUACCAACCACUACUGUAGUGAAAAGUGUGUUCGGUACAGAGGAACUUUCUCAUGAGAAAGUAGAAUCAACAUCUUCCAAGUCAGAUAUUGUGGUAUCUAACUUUAUACCAAGUACUUCAGAGUUUUCUGGUGUAUCGAAUUUAAAUUCUCAAGCACAAACACAUGAUUCACAAAUAGGAUCCACAAUACAAAAUCUGUCUACCAUAGUUCCUGAAGCUUCUGGGAUUGUUAGUGAUGUUUCAGAAGCUAUCAUGAAUGAGGACACUAGUUCUCAACCUAGUUUAGAGUUGGAAAAUGAAGGAGGAGAUACUAUAGAUUCUUCAAGAAAAUUACAGACUACCUUCCAAACAAAAGAUUUCUCAAAUGAAAAUAAGUCAUCAAAGUUUUAUGUAGAUAAUUCUAAGAUAAAUGAAAAGACAGAAAUUGGGGCAACACCAAUACAUAUGCAAGGAGGACUGAGUAAAACUAACGACAUACUGGUCAAGUCAGAUGUUGAAUCUAAAACAGAGAUGAAUAAUAAAGAAUCUCUUAAUCCAAUUGUUGAAAAUCUGUUAAAUACUUCUAAUGAAACUUUGGAAGACACAAUAAAGUCAAAUACUGAUGUAGAAAAUACUCAACCAAUUAUUAAUACAGCUGGUUCAAAUGUAGAUCACAAAGAGUCAUUACCUUUAGAAAGUGUUAGCAUAGAAAACACAUCCAUAACAAAUAAAUCAGAACAAUCUACAAAUAAUUUAAUUUUAUCCACUGAUAACACAAGUAUAGAAGAAACUUCAAAUACAUCUGAGGAAAUGUCUGUAGAUGUGGUAAACUUAAAGGAUCAAAAUAAGGAGACAGAGUUAACAGAAGAUUUGAAACCUAUAGUGGAAGAACCAUGUUCUAACAAUAAUGCAACAGAAAAUUUUAAUUGUGGUCAAGAAAAAAACAAUUUGACUAUAACAGAAGCUGUAGAAGAUGAGACCAGGGUGUUGAAAUCUAUAGUACCUGAUCCAAUUCCUAUUAUUGAAGAACCAAAAGACAUAGAGUCUGCUAAUACAAAAGCAGAGGACACCUCUCCAAUUGUCGAGAUAUCAGAAGAUGUAGAUCAAAAUCCUGCAGCAACGUGUCAACCAGAAAAUGAAGAGAAAAUGUCUGUUGAGGAUAGUAACAUAACAGAACUACAAGGUAACAAUAUAGCUCCUACUGUAAAGAAAAUAGAGCAUAGUGAGAAAGUAAUAGAACAUGUUAUGAGUAAAAAAGUGGAGCAAGAAGCAGCACAAUCAUCUAGAAGUUAA